This is a messenger RNA of Clonostachys rhizophaga, 2064 nucleotides long. Lineage: Eukaryota; Fungi; Ascomycota; Sordariomycetes; Hypocreales; Bionectriaceae. The record is from the annotation of a GenBank genome assembly.
AUGGUUUCCAAUAUCAAGAAUCCCGCGACAUGGGACGAAUACGAUGGACGGCCCUCCCCGUCUGGCAGUGCUGCGUCCAGUGGCUUGCACUCCGAAAUGCAUGGCCUGUUGGACGAUGACAACCAUGAUGAGCACCGACGUGGCUCGUUCUCGAACCGACUUGCUGCUGUGGCCGACAUUGGUGGGGUGAACAGUUUUCGAUCCUUUGCUCGUAGCUGGCAGCGCGCAGCUGGAUUUCCCGAAGUCAUUCCCCGCCGACCUAGUUUCAUAUACGCGGGCGAUGGUACCGCAAUUGAGGAUGCCGACUCUGACGAUAUUCAAUAUGGAAGGAGUCAUGUUGAGGAUCGCGAAGCCCGCCCUACCACCAGCUUAUUACGGCAGCACCUCGAAGCCUCGUACCAAGAACACUCGGCGGGUGACGCCUCAUCAUCCAAUGCCUUGAGAGAGAUUGGGGAAAAUCACUUGAGUCCUUCUACCGCGCUCGAACACUCCCGAGAAGACUUCAGGUCUCGAGAGGGAAAGCCUCUUGAUACCGAGAUGGCUAGCGGCGCAUUGCUCGGCUCUUCGCCGUCUGGCCGAUCCAGCAUAUUUGGCAACCCCCCGUAUCUGUCAACCUCGUCCAUUAUCGGGAGCUAUGAUUCUUAUCGCAGCUCUAUGUAUGGGACUAUUGGUAGAGAAUCGUUGCAACCGCGGCGACUUUCGCUUGACCCUGCAGCAGGCUGGGUGGAAGAAGAGGACGAUGAGGACGCCGCCCAUGGCGAGCAUGAACCGAUCCUCGUCAAAGAGGUUAAACAGGGAUCCCACGUUGUACUUGCUGUCGAAGGCCAGAGCACGCUCCCCCAGUCGGUUUUCAACUCCAUCAACGCCAUUAUUGGGGUGGGCAUCCUGAGUUUACCAUUGGCCUUCAAACUUAGCGGCUGGAUUUUCGGACUCGCACUCAUGACUCUAUGCGCAUGUGUGACUGGUUACACCGGCAAGCUGCUAGCGAAGUGCAUGGACUAUGAUCCUGGCCUCAUCACCUACUCAGACCUAGCAUUUGUGUCGUUUGGCACCCGUGCACGCAUGGUUGUAUCAGUCAUGUUCUCCUUGGAGCUCGUUGCUGCCUGUGUGGCCUUGAUGAUCUUGUUCGCUGACUCUCUCGAUCUGCUGUUACCUGGAUUGGCGACCGUCAAUAGUUGGAAGUGUCUUUGUGCAGUCCUCAUCUUGGUGCUGAAUGCGCUCCCCCUGCGCUUCUUGAGUUACACAAGUAUUGUUGGCAUCUUCUCCACCUUUGGAAUUGUCUGCAUCGUUAUAGUAGACGGCCUGGUUAAGACGGAGACUCCCGGGUCUUUACGAGACCCAGCCGCUACUUACCUACUGCCAUCAAACUGGCUUGCGUUACCCCUAGCCUAUGGUCUGAUGGCCAGUCCUUGGGGUGCGCAUUCUAUUUUUCCCUCGAUCUAUAGGGAUAUGCGCCACCCCGCCAAAUGGGGCAAGGCCGUCAAGGUCACAUUUUCUUUUUCUUACGCCUUGGAUAUGUGUCUUGGCGUAAUUGGCAUUCUCAUGUUUGGUGAUGGCAUCACUGAUGCCAUUACGUCCAACAUUCUGAAGAGCGAAGGCUAUCCAAAGGCCCUGGCUAUCACCAUGUGCAUUUUCGUUGCCAUUAUCCCACUUACCAAGAUUCCCCUCAACGCCCGGCCUCUGGUCACCACGGCAGACGUACUCUGCGGCGUACAUGAGCAUCACCAUCACCACCAUCACGAACACCAAGACAGCACGGGCAAUCAUCGCGGAGAGCUGGUGAAAAGCGGAAUCCGCGGUGUCAUCCGUGUCAGCGUGGUCAUCAUUCUGCUCUUCAUAUCAAUUGUCUUCCCCGCCUUUGACUCGGUCUGUGCUUUCCUCGGCGCAGCGCUCUGCACAGCUAUCUCCAUCAUCCUCCCGAUAUCCUUCUAUCUGAAGUUGUACUGGCAAGAAACGUCGCCUUCGGAGCGGCUCGUGUUGUUCUCGCUCCUCAUCGUUUUCUCCAUUUUCGGCUCGGUUGGGACAGUUUGGACGUUUUUGCCAAAGGAUCUGAUUGGGGCGUAA